Messenger RNA from Metopolophium dirhodum (rose-grain aphid), 1778 nucleotides. Its product is annotated as COMM domain-containing protein 4. The transcript is spliced from 10 exons. The record is from RefSeq and is a predicted model, not a curated record. The coding region runs from base 486 to 1064 and encodes 192 amino acids. NCBI's taxonomy places the organism in Eukaryota, Metazoa, Arthropoda, Insecta, Hemiptera, Aphididae.
AUUAAUUUAUAAUUUUUCACCUUCUAUGUUAUUAUAUUUUUGACAUUAUUUUGUAUUACCUAUUUACCUAUAAUAAAUAUUUACCUAUUCUUACCAUAAUACCAUACUACCAUGGCUUUAGCUUUAUCAAAGCAUUUAGAGUUUAGACCAGUAAAUAUAAAAAGAAACAUUUUUGAAAAAAAUGUUUGUUAACAUAAUAAUAAUAUUAUUUAUUAAUUCUUCUAUUGUUUUUUACAAUAACCGUUUACAGUGAACUCAAACUAUUAUUAUUCUACUGUGUGAUAUUCUUCUUAAAAACAACACUACGUCUGCUUUUUCAGAAAGUCUGAAAAAUCUUAAUUGAUAAAUUUUUAUGGGUUUGAACAUCGCCACCGCUUAGUUUGAAACAAAGCUUCAUCAUCUAGUUGACAACAGAAAUAUGUUCAAGAAUGAAAGCAGGUCCUUUGGGUAGCCUAUUCCGCGGUGUUUGUCAUUAACGUGUCACAAUGAAAUUCAAAUUCUGUGGAGGCGGUGACUGCCCAGAAUGGUUAUUGGUUCAGAUCAAUGCACUAUCAAGGAUGACAUCGAUUAAAAUGAAACUGUUAGCCCAGUGCACGGUUAAUUCAUUGCUCGGAGAACCAUUCAACUUUGAAAAAGCUAAGGAGCUUAUGGCUGAUGCUAAACUGGAUGUUGAAAACUGUAAAGCAUGUGUAGCUGCAAUCACAUAUAUUCUAAAAAAUGCUGCCUGUCAUGCUGUUUCUCAAAAUUAUCUUUCCAACGAAUUACAACAAAUUGGUUUGCCACGUGAACAUGCUUCAGCGCUAUGUAGAGUAUAUUUGGACAACUUAUCACAAAUAACUAAAGUGUUGAAGAAUGAAUCUUUGCAAAUUGGUCGUUUGAAUGAUGUUGAUGUAUCCAAAAGAAAUGAUGGCGAAUAUGUGAUUAAAUUAAAUUAUAAUAAUACAUCUAAAAUUAUGGAAGAAAACAAAUUCACGUUAACCAAGGAACAAAUUCAACUUUUAAUUGCAGAGUUCAACGACGUUAGCAAUCAAAUGAAUGAACUAGCACAAGAAUGCAAAGAAUAAAUAUUUUCAAAUAUUUUACCUAAUUCAAGUAACAAAGUAAUAACAAGGGAAAACAAUUAAAACAAUUUUAUCAGCAACAUUUUUAUAAUUUAAUAAACUUUAAGCAAAACUAGUGUCGUGAGUAGUCUCCCAAAAAUAGUAAUUGUAUUGAAUAUUAAUAUUAUAAUAUAUGGUUGUAGUUUUAGUCUAUAAAUUAAAAUAGAUCUUGAAGAUCUAAAUACCUUGAAUCAUGGUUGAUUUUCAAAGAAAAAUGAUUCUAUAUUCUAUCCAGCGAGAGAACGCGCUGGUUUUGUGCAUGCAGACUGACAACCGAAUGAUUGCCGAGGUUUCGUUUCACCCCUCUGGCUGUUCCGAUAUCGGUCGUCAGUGUGCCGUUGGUUGUUGAGCAGUAUGCACAAAAUCAGACCAAUUUUGAUCAGGCCGUGGCGCAUUCUCUAGGUGGAUAGAGUAUAGUAGUAAUCCAUUCUUUCAACUCUCUUCUAUAAUUGAGUUAUUACAAAUAAUGCUUUACAUUUGUCAGUUAGUAAUUUUAGAAACUACCAUGACACUACACUAGUUUACUUAUUUAAUUUCAAUAAAUUAAAUACAACUUAACGCAUCAUAGUGUAACAACUUUCCUGUUUAAAUAUAAAUAACAAUAUUUACAGAAAUAACCCAAUUAAUUGUUUAAACAAAAUUAUACUAUGUAUAGUAUAUACAAAUAAAUUAUUCUGU